AUCCAUGGAGAUUAUGUAAAUUGUGCAACGAGAACGGUUUUGCGAACGCUGAAUGGUUUUAUGCUAGCCCUGAAAGUGACCCACACAACAGGAGUAUACGCAUAGGUAACAGAAGAACACCGUAGUGGAUGAGAUGGACGAUUUCAACGAUAGCUUCGUGAAGGACGAUGUUGUCUUCGACGAAUCUGAUGCAUGGAACGCGGAGGAAGGCGUCUUUGACCCUUUUCAGAUUGGAGCUGCAUGUGCGGAAAAGUUGCAAAGCAAGAAAUUGACGGCUGAUCCUACUGUAUCGACGGAUAACCAAUCAACACGUUCAGAGAACGGAUCGACGGUGAAAUCAAAUACGUCUUCUGCUCUCCCGCCAAGAUUGAUGAUCAACUUCCAAGUUCAUGAAGAAAUCUCGUCAACGGCACAUCUGUCUAACGAACAAGAAGGGGCAUCAGACGUUCAAAUCCAGGGAACAUUAAUGGUAAGUUUUUUUUUGGCAGAAUGAAGGUCUCUCUCUCUCUCUUCGACGGUUUUCAAGAUGACUCGGAUCGGAUCGGAACGUUACCUAAUCCUUUUCCCUCUCAAUUUCAAAAUGAAAACAGGCACAAGUUGUUUCCUCAGACGCCCUAAAAAAUAUUCCAUUUCUCCUAGAGUCAAAAACCCGCAAACAAAAUGGAAGUUUUGAAUUUAUACCAAAUAAUGUAUAUGCUAAAGGAGUUGGACAACAGGAUGAAAACAAUUUUAAAAAUAUGAGUGUUGUCACUAUUCCAAAAGAAGUUCUCGGAUUUGUGAAUGUUGGAACGUAUCGAAUUGCACAGAGCAUGGAACACAUGCCACUGGUAAGAAAUAUUCAGAGACGAUUGACUGUAUUGAAUCAACACUGUUUGUUGUUUGCUUUUUACAGAUUUUUCAAUUUUUUUGCUAAAUUUCUUUCUGYUUGAUUGCGAAACCUUCUCAUGAAUUUUAUGUGUAGCUCUUGGAACAGAAAGUCCUUCAUUCAAAAUCCACAAUCAAGGUUGCAAUACAAGUGAGAUCGAAAUUAUCAAAUCCCGAUGAUUUAUCGGAAUUCUCAAUAGUUGUAUUCAUACCCAGUGCUGUGGAUAAGGAUUCGGUUACGAUAGCAUCAGGCAACGGAGAAUUUGACUCUUUUAAACGAUGCAUCACUUGGGGAAUGGAAAUGUUGCCCAAGGGUGAGUCUUUUAUGGUGAGUGCGAAGUGCGCACUUGACAAGAUAUUUGUAGCCUCUCAAGGGGCCAAGGUGCUCGAGGAGUUAAAUUUCCCAGUGAUGUUACGCUGUCGGUCGAAAGAUCGAUUGGGUUCUGUUCGGUUUGAAACUAUGGAAGCGGAUGGGCACCCCGCGACCAUUUCUUCAUCGGUCGUUGGGAAAUCGUAUCGAAUCGUGCAUCGGUUGAAUUAGUGCAAUUGACCACCUCGCACGAUGGCGAGUUCUGGUUACCGAUCCUUGCUUUCACUGCGAAUUAAGACCCGGUCAACUUUAGCAUUGAACAGAACUUGUUAUAUUUUCAACGACCCGAAUUUUGGCAUUGAACCGUGUUGCCAGACGUGGCUUCCGACCCAAACUCUUUUGGAUGAGAAAGUUGGGCCCGAGUUUAUCAUCAUCGUAUUGACAACAAUUGAUUAGUUUUACGAACGAUUAAAAGCUGUCAUGAUGGGGCGGAGACAUGGUUGUGUAUAAUUUCCGUCAUCCAAUUCUGCUUCUUACUUCGUUAUAAGACGAAAGACAUGUCCGAUAAGGAGUUUCUCAUCACUCUUGUUGUAUAGUCUCCAAUUUAUUGAACGGAACAACAAAGUAAAUUGUCAAUCGAAAGCCAAAGAUUUGAUCAAGAUUCGCCAUUUUCGAGAUAAUAUAAUUUCAUGAUCCUUUUGUUGCAUCGAACACCGUACUGUACUGGGCCAAGAACGUCUGAUACUUUAGUUUUUCAAAACUGAAGUUGAUGGUGUACAAGAAGGGCGACGAUUGGCAUAUGGUAUGUAACGCAUGAAACAAGCUGUAGUGCUGUCACACUAGUAGUACUACUAUAGUUUAUGGCUGACUUUAAGAUAAUUAGGUGACACA
Pseudo-nitzschia multistriata is the source of this 2065-nucleotide messenger RNA. The record is from the annotation of a GenBank genome assembly. Lineage: Eukaryota; Bacillariophyta; Bacillariophyceae; Bacillariales; Bacillariaceae.